AUAAAUGUUCUUUUUUAUUGAUGGUUUAAUAAUUUGAAAGAAAAAAAAGAAAUUUGACAGUCAGGGGUUUACACAAAAACCGGGUCAAUCAGAAUAGACAUCGUUGAAGAAUUUUCGACCGCAGCAUCAUUACUCUCUGAGUCCAUACGACUUUGACACAACAGGACUAUAUCAAGGUGGUAGCGGCAACGUGCAGACAACUCCAAAUUCGAUGCCAUACCAACUCUCACCGACACAGUAUGUACCACAAUCACUGCAUCAGCGCCGUACAUCGUCCAUGGUGUCCCCGUCGUUGAUGCCGCAGUCGUACAACCAACAACAACAUUCGCCACUACCACAACAAAUACCAUAUAGCCCCCCAUCGCCGCACAGGCCACUUUACCAACAAGCUUAUGCCGAACAAUCGUUUCAGCAGCCACGACAGCAACAAUAUCAGCAACAGGAUAUUUACUAUUCACCCACUGCAGCUGCACCAACAGCCAGACAGCCAUCUUUGGACUACGGUCGGCCGAAUUUACCCCAACACCAAGCAACAGCACCACAACCUCUUUAUCUUCAGCACCAGCCGUAUCCUAAUCCAAUGAAAAGAGAACAGAACGAAAUGCCCCGUAUCAUGCCUAGUCCUGAAGUUCAACGUCACGAACAACGAGCCAUCCCCGGGUUGAAUAUGUUUGAUUCUGUACCAUUGGACGAUCCACAAACGCAAUAUCUUAGCACUAGCAGUAAGAGCGAUGACAGUAGCAAUUUUAUGCUAUCUUCCCUGCAGCAGCAGCAGCAGCAGCAACAACAACAACAACAACAGCGGCAGCAACAGGAACAGCAACGGCGACACCAGCAAUACCAAAUGUAUGCAUACUCCAAUAGUAGCACGUCUGUUGAUUUGGACUUUGAAGGCAACUUGACGGAAAUGCAGUAUGAUUGGACGCAAGACGAAUGGGGCCAACGUCGACGUCUAGUUCAGUUUUGGCGGAGUGAAAAGAACAACCGAAUUCUAUGUGGUUUUCAACCUGUAGCCCAAGAAGCGCAUGGCGGCCAAAUGAACCAAAUUCCUGGUUUAUGUAUCGUAUCAUGCGUUUACUGGGAAGCACGACAAGAUUACUUUAUUACAUCGGUCGAUUUGAUCAACCUUUUACAGUUUGUUAUGGAUAUUUCGCUCUCGAUGGAAGAGAAGAACCGAAUACGGCGUAAUCUCGAAGGAUUCAAGCCUACCACUGUCAGUAAAGGACGUACAGAUACGGCUGAUUUCUUUAGGGUGAUUAUGAACUUUCCCAACCCAAAACCAAGAAACAUUGAGAAAGACGUCAAGGUGUUUGAAUGGUCAGCUUUGCCUUAUGCAUUGAAGAAGAUCGUGACCAAAUAUCGUACGACAGUUUUGCAAAAGACCAUUAAUCAAGAUGGAAUUUCAGACAAUAGCAGUGCGGGUCCUGCUCCUAGCAAUACUGCACCAUCGGUUGUUCAACAAAUUUUAGACAUGUAGAUAGAUUAAAGCAACAAACGGUACAUGUAUUUUGUAAAGCCAUAUAAUCAUUCCUUGUAAAUUAUUGAUGUGCACAGAACU
Zychaea mexicana is the source of this 1558-nucleotide messenger RNA. RefSeq lists its product as uncharacterized. The transcript is spliced from 3 exons. Gene Ontology annotation, cellular component: nucleus. The record is from RefSeq and is a predicted model, not a curated record. NCBI's taxonomy places the organism in Eukaryota, Fungi, Mucoromycota, Mucoromycetes, Mucorales, Lichtheimiaceae. Bases 212 to 1477 code for a protein of 421 amino acids.